Molecule: messenger RNA, 1594 nt
Organism: Oryctolagus cuniculus (rabbit)
Lineage: Eukaryota; Metazoa; Chordata; Mammalia; Lagomorpha; Leporidae
Source: RefSeq, a predicted model, not a curated record
CCGCAGCACCGACGCCGUGUCCCCGAGCGGCCUCGCCUCCCCGUUUCAUCAGGGGCGACACCCGACGGCGUCUCGGGCCCACCGGGCACCCAUGCCCAGCCAGACCGGCUGCACCCGCCCCCUCUGGGCUCGCCGCGCACACAAAACGUAGCACGGCCAGCGGGCGGCGCUGCUCGAGGGCCCUGCGUCCGCGGGCGCCGCAGCCCCCGACCCCAGGUGACCCCCGGGAGCGCCAGGCCGCCUGUGGCCCGCAGUCUCCCGCACCUCUCAGGACCCUCCAACUCAGGUCCCCCUCACCCCCUUUUUCUUCCCCCUCUUCGCCUCUUCGGGCCGUUUCCUCACGCCCGGUCGGGCCCGCUUCAGGAAACUUCUCUGAAGUUCCUAGCCCAAACCUCCCAGAGAGCUCUCUCAACCCCUUUGCGUCCCGCAGCUCCGAGUGACCGAGUGACCGUGGCCGAGGAGGGGCAAAGAGCUGCUCCUCUCCCAGCUCCCAAGAAGCCCUUCGGAGCCCACCCAGUUUUCAUGCCCUUUCCUCCGGGACAGCGGAUUCCAGGUCUCCUCUUAGAAUUUCCUCAAAUCAUGAGAGAUGAAAUUGCAACAACAGUUUUCUUUCUCACAAAACUGGUAAAAAAACAUGACAAACUGAGUAAGCAACAAAUAGAAGACUUUGCAGAAAAGCUGAUGACAGUCUUGUUUGAGACCUACAGAGGUCACUGGCACUCUGAUCGCCCUGCUAAAGGGCAAGGCUUCAGGUGUAUUAGGAUCAACAAUAACCAGAAUAAAGAUCCCAUUUUAGAAAGGGCUUGUGCCGAGAGUAAUGUAGACUUUUCUCACCUGGGACUUCCAAAGGAGAUGACCAUAUGGGUAGAUCCCUUUGAAGUGUGCUGCAGGUAUGGUGAGAAAAAUCAUCCAUUCACAAUAGCUUCUUUUAAAGGCAGACGGGAGGAAUGGGAACUCUCCCAACAAAUCGGUUAUGCUGUUAAUAAAGCCACGUUGGACCACUCCUCCGGCACGUCCUCUGAUGAAGAAAAUUGUUGCAGAGAACCUCAGAUCAUCCCUAAAGUCAGCAAUCCAAAGAGCAUUUAUCAGGUUGAAAACUUGAAACAGAACUUUCAAUCUUGGUUCCAAAUGUCCCGCAGAAAGCACGUGGCAGAUGGCCACGUGGGCCUCCUGGGAAGUGCCUGUCACACUGUAUAUAAGAACCCCAAGUGUUACAGGCCUGCUGCUAUGCAUCGGGUGGACCGGUACCACUGGGUCAACACAAACCGAUAAGACAGUGACUAGGCAUGCAGCCGGAAAAGGCUACAAGACUGGCUUCGUUUUACCAAAAUGAAAAUGAAUCUGAGGCUGAGAGGCCCAUGAAACAAUGUUCAGGUUGGGACUAAAGUGUAUGUUUACAAGUCUUAUCAGAUGAUGACUCUGUUCUUAAAAGUACUUUUAAUUCUUAAUUUUAUGUGACGUUUUAUGUAAUACUAGUAAAUGUACCCAGUGAAGUAAUAGAAUGAAGAUGCUGACCUAUAAGAUUCAAUGAAUUAUGAAAAGUAAGCUUAAAUAAACAUACCAUGUUUUUAAUACCAUUCUGAUUCCGUUUGUU